Zeugodacus cucurbitae (melon fly) is the source of this 1773-nucleotide messenger RNA. RefSeq names its product 27 kDa hemolymph protein. The transcript has a single exon. The record is from RefSeq and is a predicted model, not a curated record. Bases 1 to 942 code for a protein of 313 amino acids. NCBI's taxonomy places the organism in Eukaryota, Metazoa, Arthropoda, Insecta, Diptera, Tephritidae.
AUGAAAUUGUCCGCAAUGGCAAAAACUUUGCUGUCGUUAGCUUUUUUUACAAUCGUCAUUAAUAAUGUUUUGGCUAGCCCUUCAUCUGGCGACAUAGACCUGAGUCAAAUAAAUGUUAACGACCUUAAGCAAAACUUACCUGCAGAGUUUGCCAAUACGAAUCUGACACUGGACGACGCUAAAACUCUACUACGCGACAAAUGUGUGGAAGUGGCUGGCAAAGAAAAGGGCGAGGCGGCGUAUACGGAUAUUGAAAACGCUGUAGCAACGCUUACUGAAUGCGGUACGAAUAUACUUAACUACACCGCACUGCAAGCGGAAAUCGAAAAAGCAAGCCCGGAUGGCGAAUUAGAUGUCGUUUUCAAUAAAUAUUGUAACAAACAGCCCGAAGCUCUGAACUGCAUUAGUGAAUUCAACAAUAAAUUAGCGGUAUGCUUGGACAAAGAGGAGAAGGAACAUCAAGAUGUAUUCAUGCGCAUCGUCAAAAGUCUACUCAGUUUCAUAUGCCACAAGGGAGGUGAUCAAAUAGCGCUAUUUAUUGCAGAGAAAGGACCCGAGUGUCUGGAUUCAAAGAAGGAUGACAUACAGAAUUGUAUCAACAGCACAUUCUCUGGUUAUAUCCCGAAAAAUGGCAUUGAGAAUAUCAAAUCAUUACCAAAAUUCGUAAUGGGCAUGAAACAAUGUGGCGAAAUGGAGGAGCUGGAAAAGUGCAUUGUGCAGAAGUUGGAGACAUGCAGUGAGAUUACACCAGCUAAUAUUGUGGAAUCAAUGUUCCGCUUUAUUAAAAAUGAAACGAUCUGUCACAAUGCACCGCGUGUAGCAAAACAAGCAUCCAUAACAAGUGGUGUAAAUAGUAGUGCAAUGCUACAACAGCUUGGGGGCGUAAUGUGGCUGAUAGCUGCAAGCUUAUUGCACCAAAUUAUAAAACGUGUGCAGACGUAGGUUGUCGCGUACACAUAUUAUUACAAAUACUAAUUCAAGCAAAUAGUAAUGUGAUGUACAAAAAUACCCCCUAUAAUUCGUGUAUACAUUAUAUGCACACUCCUUUAAAUGAAUCAUUUUAAUAUUUUUUAUAUUUUUUUGCACCAUCCGAUAUAGUAAUUGUAAAGGUAAUGCGGAAGUAUUUCGUGCACUAGUGACACGUUUGUAAAUGGGGUACUUGUAAAUUUGCAGAAUUAUAGGUGCCGUAUGAUUAUAAAAGCAAAUUUGAGAAAUUUUACAAAUUUGAAUCUCAUAAGGCACAAAUACCACACAUACUACUAUAAACAUAUUUUUUAGGUCCUUAAUUAUUUAAGACUUAAUUGUUUUUUAUUUACGCUACACAACCUAUAAAGUAAUCUCUAGAAAGGGUAUUUUGCCAAAAUCAAAUUUAACAAAAAUCUCAUUUUAAACAUUUAUUUGAAAUAUGUUCGAAAAAUAUUAAAAUACGAAAAUAUAUAAAUACGAAAACAACUAUGUAAGGUCAAUCAAAAUGUAUUUUGUAUUGAACCAAAUAGCUGCGAUAACACACUAAAUGUCGUGAAACAAAUUCAAUCGAAGUACAUACAUGCCAAAUGCAAUAAAUUAAUGUUAAUGGCUUAUUGUAUACGUGUGUGUGUACAUAGGGAUAAUGUGCGAAAAAAUAUUAAGUGUGUAUUAUAGUUAAGUAGAAGGUUUGUACUUUUGUUAGCAACUACAUAUGUAUGUAAGAAUAAUGUAAAACGUAGUAGUUACUACCUGUAAUUGAAAUUGAUUUAUUUCAAUAAAGCAAAAUACAAUAUAUGAAUACUAUAA